Molecule: messenger RNA, 294 nt
Organism: Mesorhabditis belari
Lineage: Eukaryota; Metazoa; Nematoda; Chromadorea; Rhabditida; Rhabditidae
Source: the annotation of a GenBank genome assembly
AUGAUGCCAUUGAGACGGGUGUUGGGUCAACUCUUGCUACUCGUUCUGUUCACUGCUUUGGUUCACUCACAAGCUUAUGGUCCGUACACAAACUAUGGUCGAUACUCGUCAUCAUAUUAUCCGUACUAUCGACGUGGACCUUCUCCUUACGGCGUUGGGGGCGGGAAUUAUGGAGCCGGAGAUUACUACACUUCUGCACAAACACAGGGAAUUUACUAUAGAAACCCUCUCAAGCCGCCAGUGAUGUUAAUGUGCGAGGGGAGAGCUUGUCAAGGACAAGGGUACAUGUUAGGG